GCAAAAAAUGUCUUUGCUAAACCGCUUAGCACUUGCGCUCCUUGUGAGCUGCUUCUCCUUCCACCUGAUCUCGGUUCCUUCCCUAGCUUACUCUGAUGAGUUCCACCAAUGCCUAACAGAGAUGAUACCAAGUGAGCUCGUCUACGGGCAGAGCUCGUCCAACUUCACCGACGUGCUGGCCUCCUCAAUCAAGAACCCCAAGUUCUUCACCAACACCACGGUGAGGCCGGUCUGCAUCGUGACGCCGACAAACUCAUGGCACGUCCAGGCCGCCGUGUUCUGCGGCCGCUGGCAUGGCGUGCGCCUCCGCGUGCGCAGCGGCGGCCACGACUACGAGGGCCUGUCGUACCGGUCGUGCCAGCCCGAGGUGUUUGGGGUUGUCGACCUCAGCAACCUCCGCUCCAUAAGCGUCAACCAGGGGGACUCCACGGCUUGGGUUGACUCCGGCGCGACAAUCGGGGAGCUGUACUACCACAUCGCGAAGAACAACUCCCAGGUCGCAUUCCCGGCCGGGGAGUGCCCGAGCAUCGGAGUGGGCGGCCACUUCAGCGGUGGGGGCAUCGGCAUGCUGAUGCGCAAGUAUGGCCUCUCCGUCGACAAGAUCGUCGACGCCAAGGUGGUAACCGCCAACGGGGAACUCCUCGACAGGGCCAGCAUGGGGGAGGACCUCUUCUGGGCCAUCCGAGGCGGCGGUGGCGGGAACUUCGGUAUCGUGCUCUCAUGGAAGAUCCAGCUCGUGCGCGUCCCACCACAGGUGGCCGUGUUCAGCAUCCCAAAGACGCUCGAGGAAGGCGCCAUAGAACUCCUCACCAAAUGGCAAUAUAUCGGGCCAUCACUCCCCAACGACCUAACCAUAAGGGCGAAAGUGCAAGGGCAGCAAGCCGUUUUCCUGGCCGUGUACCUUGGCACGUGCAGCUCGCUGGUGCCGAUGAUGGACCGCCUGUUCCCGGAGCUCAACAUGACGAGCGCCGACUGCCGGUCGAUGACCUGGCUCGAGUCCGUGGCCUUGUCCUACGGCAGCCUGGCAAAGACCGGCACACUCGAGGAGGUGCUCCUGGCCAGGGGCAGCAGCCUGAGCUACUACACCAAAAUCAAAUCCGACUACGUCCAGCGCCCCAUCGCCAGCUGCUCCUGGAAGAACAUCUUCGCCUGGUUCAAGAAGGACGGCGCCGGGUACAUCAUGCUGGAGCCCCACGGCGGGUUCAUGCGCACCGUAUCCGCCGCCGCCACGCCCUACCCUCACCGGAAGGGCGUGCUCUACGUAAUCCAGUACAUCACCUUCUGGCAGGGUGACGGCGGCAAGGCUCCGACGAGCUGGCUGGCCAGCUUCUACGACUUCAUGGGGAGCUACGUCAGCCAGAACCCGAGGCAGGCAUACGUCAACUUCCGGGACCUGGACAUCGGCCAGAACACGGUGGGGAGCGAGAACGACGUCAGCUCGUUCGAAAGCGGCCAGGUUUGGGGCGAGCGCUACUUCAUGGGCAACUACCGUAGGCUCGCGGCGGUGAAGGCGGCCGUGGAUCCGAACGACUACUUCAGAAACGAGCAGAGCAUCCCUCCACUGCGCCAAACCCUCGAGUGAGCAGAGUUGCAUGAGAGUGAGUCCAUCAACUAAUUUGAUCGUUUGUGUCGAACUGAUGACAGCUUCUACUGGUGGAGAUCAAUUUACUUUUGUGAACAAACCAUUAUAUAUCAACCUGUAACUUGUAUGAUAAGUUUACUUUCCUCAAA
Molecule: messenger RNA, 1731 nt
Organism: Lolium rigidum
Lineage: Eukaryota; Viridiplantae; Streptophyta; Magnoliopsida; Poales; Poaceae
Product: berberine bridge enzyme-like Cyn d 4
Exons: 1
Coding region: 8-1582 (524 amino acids)
Molecular function (GO): oxidoreductase activity; FAD binding
Source: RefSeq, a predicted model, not a curated record